Staurois parvus is the source of this 465-nucleotide messenger RNA. The record is from the annotation of a GenBank genome assembly. NCBI's taxonomy places the organism in Eukaryota, Metazoa, Chordata, Amphibia, Anura, Ranidae.
CUGUACUAUGUCCGCAUUCUCUGGUCAUCUCCUGUACUGUGUCCACAGUCUCUAGUCAUCUCCUGUACUAUGUCCGCAGUCUCUGGUCAUCCCCUGUACCAACGUCCGCAGUCCUCUGGUCAUCUCCUGUACUGUCUGCAGUCUCUGGUCAUCUCCUGUACUGUCUGCAGUCUCUCUGGUCAUUCUCCUGUACUGUGUCCGCAGUCUCUGGUCAUCUCCUGUACUGUCCUGCAGUCUUUGGUCAUCUCCUGUACUAUGUCCGCAGUCUCUGGCCAUCUCCUGUACUGUGGUCCGCAGUCUCUGGUCAUCUCCUGUACUGUGUCACAGUCUCUGGUCAUCUCCUGUACUGUGUCUGCAAUCUCUGGUCAUCUCCUGUACUGUCUGCACUCUCUGGUCAUCUCCUGUACUGUGUCUCGCACUCUCUGGUCAUCUCCUGUACUGUGUCCGCAAUCUCUGGUCAUCUCC